This is a messenger RNA of Daktulosphaira vitifoliae (grape phylloxera), 1165 nucleotides long. RefSeq names its product transcription factor IIIA-like. The record is from RefSeq and is a predicted model, not a curated record. Lineage: Eukaryota; Metazoa; Arthropoda; Insecta; Hemiptera; Phylloxeridae. Gene Ontology annotation, molecular function: DNA-binding transcription factor activity; RNA polymerase II cis-regulatory region sequence-specific DNA binding. Gene Ontology annotation, biological process: regulation of transcription by RNA polymerase II. The transcript is spliced from 2 exons. Bases 279 to 1109 code for a protein of 276 amino acids.
CGUGUUUUUCAUAUAAUAUUGAAUAAGUUAAUAAGUAAAUUAAGUCUUUUUCAUGUCAAAGUUUUAUCGUUAUAUAUAUAUUUAUAAAUCUAUUAUAUCAUUCUAAACUUAUUACUAGUUAAAAUAAAAAUACAUUUUUAUAAAUUACUUAGUACAAAAGUAUUUGGUUUUCCACGUCUCAGAAAUUUUGUUUUAUUUAAUGAUAUUUACCUGUAUUUGUUGAUAUUUUUUGUGAUCAUCACACGAACUUAGGAAUAAAAGCUUAAAAUUGAGUUAUAAUGGUAAAGCACUUAUGCCCAUUUGAAAAUUGUUCAUUGAGCUUUAGCCGUCCAUAUCGUCUACGUAUUCAUAUUCAACGCCACAGAGGAAUUAAAGAAUUUGGAUGUCCUAUGUGUGAUCGUGGUUACCAUAGACAACAACAUUUACAAAGACAUAUAGUUGAAGCUCAUCAAAACCAGCCUCGUUUAGAAGAAGCAUUACCUUGUGAUCAUUGUGAUCGUCUAUUCAAUACUAAAUGGGGUUUACAACGACAUCAAGCAAGAAUAAAAAACCCUAUAGAACGCAUAAGAAGACAUUGUUGUAAAGUUUGUGGAAAAAAAUUUUUUACAAAUCAUGAUCUUGAUAGACAUUCUCUUCGGCAUGACCGAUUUAAAUGUGAUAUGCCCGACUGUCCAUUAUCUCAUAGAGAGUUCAAUUGGUUGUUAUAUUCUAAACAUAUGGAAAAGUAUCAUUGCGAGCCUUAUUCAUGUGAACACUGCAAUGAACAAUUUCUUCACAAGUCUCAAAUAAGAAUACAUGUUACAAAACAUAUGCCUUGUUUCCCUUGUACUGAACCAGGCUGCAAUAAAACUUUUGCAUUGAAUAAAAAUCUCCUUGAUCAUAUUAAAGUUGGACAUGGAGAACGUAUUUAUAAAUGUGAUGUAGUUGGAUGUGAUUGGGAUUUUAAGUAUAAAAUAUGUUAUAAAAGACAUAUUAAAUUACAUGAAACAAAUGGAAAAAUUGUUCCUAUGGUAAACAGAAAAAAUAAUUUACCAAAAAAAAAAUCUAAACCUUGUAUGGCAGAAAAACUAGCAUCUUUAGCAUUAAAGUACGAGAUAAAAAAAAUGUAAAAAUAAAUUGAUAACUUUACAUGUACUCUACAGCAAUAUUAAUUUUUAAAUAUUUU